AUGGCAUCUGCUUCGACGAACCAAGAAGCAUCACGUCUUUACGAUGAUAAGCAUGCGUUCAUCUACGGUACUGCUUGGAAGAAAGAUCAAACAAAGAGGCUAGUCAAGGAAGCUCUAGCCCAGGGCUUUCGUCGCGUCGACACAGCUGCACAACCACGGCAUUACCAGGAACCUUUGGUCGGUGAAGCGCUUCGUGAGGCGUUUGCUGAGAGUACACUUGAACGCAAACAGCUAUAUUUACAAACAAAGUAUACCACGCCUGCCGGCCAAGAUCUGAACAACAUGCCCUACGAUCCUGAGGCGCCGUUGGACACCCAAAUACACACAUCCGUCGCGUCCUCGCUGAAGAAUCUGCGAUACAACGACUCAGAUAAUGUCUCAUACGUUGACUGUCUACUUCUGCACUCUCCACUGCCUACCAUUGACCAAACACUUCAAGCCUGGAAACUACUAGAGUCUUAUGUGCCCGACAAGAUCCGCUCCCUCGGCAUCUCCAACGUUACUCUUCCCAUUCUCCAAGCCAUCUUCGAGAACGCCACGAUAAAGCCGGCCGUUGUCCAAAACCGUUUCUACCCUCAGACACGCUACGAUGGAUCGUUACGCGCCUUCUGCCGCGAACACAACAUUAUGUACCAGUCCUUCUGGACUCUGACCGGAAACCCUUCUCUUAUCAGAUCCGAGCCGGUCGCUGCGUUGGCUCAAGCUGUUGGUGUCGGACUGCCCGUCGCGCUUUACGCUCUUGUCAUGGAUCAAGGAGUCGUUGUGUUGAAUGGGACUACUUCAAGUGACCAUAUGCGGGCGGAUCUGGAGGGUGUUGAGAAGGUGCGUGACUGGGCGCUGUCGCAACCUGACAAGUUCAAGGCUAUUAGCGAGGCCUUCAAGUCACUGCUCGCAUCUACCAAAGCUCUAGAAGCAAAGAUGGCAGCCACCGAGCCACGCAACGAGACGGAACUUCGAAUGUACCCGAAAGGAGUCCACUACCAGUCGUUCUUGAGACUCGUAUGUGACGACGCCAGCCCAGGCUGGUGCUCAGAGCUCACCUCGAAGAUGGUGCACCAGUUACCUCGGGAACUCCGCGAUAUCAUCUACACGUACAUCCUCGAGAGCCGGUGUAUCAACCGUCAACAUCAGGUGCUCAUGGUUAACAACCCCACGGACUGGAAUCUUGCAGAGUUCACCAGCAACCCCACGCACCUCGGUAUCAGGAGAUGUACCAUCAAAGGCGUUGAGAUUCCACACUUCGCAGUAUACGAACACGUCCACGAGACCUACCGAAUCGAGUUAGCAGAGACUUUAUACCGCACCAAACUGCUUCGGGUGGCAGUGAUGCACGAGCUCAAGUCUACACUGAACUACGACGUCCUCAUCACUAGUUGCGACCCGAAGGAGCAUAUACGCCGCAUCCAAAUCGAGCUUAAGUUCGACUGUGGCACCAAGACUCAAGCUCAAUACGCCAAGCAGCUUGAACCCUUGUGGUACCUUCGUCAUCUCAAACACCUCAAGGGAAUGAAGGUGGGAUUCAUCGUCCACUUCAUAUACGAUGACGUUCUCCCGCUUCUGGAGGAAGCUACAGCACCAUUGGUUCAGCAUUUGGCAUCAGAAGGUGCGAGAGUGGGUUGGUACAGGAAGGGAAGGGGUAACGAUGCGCCAAGCAAAGUUGAACAUGGCACCGCAUAA
Alternaria novae-zelandiae is the source of this 1677-nucleotide messenger RNA. RefSeq lists its product as uncharacterized. The transcript is spliced from 4 exons. Gene Ontology annotation, cellular component: cytosol. Lineage: Eukaryota; Fungi; Ascomycota; Dothideomycetes; Pleosporales; Pleosporaceae. The record is from RefSeq and is a predicted model, not a curated record. The coding region runs from base 1 to 1677 and encodes 558 amino acids. Gene Ontology annotation, molecular function: aldose reductase (NADPH) activity.